Misgurnus anguillicaudatus (oriental weatherfish) is the source of this 1398-nucleotide messenger RNA. The record is from RefSeq and is a predicted model, not a curated record. Lineage: Eukaryota; Metazoa; Chordata; Actinopteri; Cypriniformes; Cobitidae.
GUUGUGGGCAUUGACAUCAUCUACCAGCAGACACACAGUAGAAAAUAAAGACAAAGAAAAUGGUGGACACAACUAUUGGGACAUCAAAAUCUGACAGAAGUCCGAAGAGCUUAACAAACAUUGAAAUCUUUGAGAUAUGCAUAUAUUUUGUCAUCAUAGUCAUAGGUGUCAUUGGAAAUGGACUUGUCAUCUUUGUGACCGGCUACAAAAUUAAGAAGACAGUCAACUCCAUUUGGUUUCUCAACUUGGCGAUUGCAGACUUCUUUUUUAUUAUGUUCUUGGUGUACACAAUUGUUGUUGCCUUUGACAACAACAUACUUUUGAACUUGAACAAACACAUGAAUGCAUGUUUGUAUUUUGGUUUUGCACUAAAUAUGUCUGCAAGUGUUUUAUUUCUGACAGUUAUCAGUGUGGAUCGAUGUCUGUGCACAUGGUUUGUUGUUUGGGUUCAGAACAAACGAACUUUAGUCAAAGCCAAAAACAUCAGUGUAUUUGUGUGGUUUUUAUCCAUCUACUACAGCAUCCCUUUUGGCUUUGUUGAGUAUGUAAAGGAUGCUGAAAAUGUCAACAAUGUCUAUAUGUCUCUGUUCACAUUUAUGUUUAUUAUGGGAUUUGUAAUUCCCUUUAUAAUCAUUGUAUCUUCAUACAUAGCUAUUGGUGUGCGAGUAAAACGUCUCAAAACAGGAAAGCAGCUUCGGCCUUUCCGGAUCAUAUCUGUGAUUCUGGCUUUUUUCAUAUGCUGGUUUCCUUUGCAUGUUCAGCAAUUGUGUUUAAUAAGUGCAUAUAAGUAUAACUGGAGUGCCAGUGCUUUUGAGAAAAUUUAUGCUGCAGGACCUUUUGUUUUCUGCCUGAUUUUUCUUAAUAGUUGUGUGAACCCUGUUCUCUAUGUGUUCAUGUGUGACGAGUAUAAGAAGAAACUUAAAAAGUCUUUCCUGCUGGUGUUUGAGGGGGCUUUUGUUGAGGAGCAAAUUUUGGCUUUGAGAUCAACUCCACUCCCUCAAAACUCUCAAUGUCUGCAGGUAGUAAGUAUACAGACAUAAAAACAACCAUCUGAUCCUUUGCUGACAGGCAAGAUAACUUUUUAGAUGAUUGGAGAUAUACAUUUGUAAUUUAGAGAUAAAGAUUUCUGAAGUACUCCUCCAUUCUCCUGUGUUUAGACAAACAGAAAGUCUCACUCCAAAUUCUUGCCAACAGCUCAAUGUAUCCAUGAAGAGGAAGUGAAGAAUCAAUCUACAAAUUUCUUACUUAGAUUAAAUUUAACUCUCUCACUGAAUGUUUAUCUUUUUGUUUUGUUAUGCACAAUUAUAUGUUGUAACAUGAUUAGUGCAAAUCUUUCUUUUUUUUUAAUCUUAUCUUGUAACUAUCUAAGCUUAUCUUAUCUAAAUCUAAGCUUAUAGC